Molecule: messenger RNA, 4997 nt
Organism: Gasterosteus aculeatus aculeatus (three-spined stickleback)
Lineage: Eukaryota; Metazoa; Chordata; Actinopteri; Perciformes; Gasterosteidae
Source: RefSeq, a predicted model, not a curated record
GGGGGGUCUUUGACACCGCCGGUGGCAGUUGGCGUUGUUGGUAGUUGUUGCUAAGCUAACGCUGUCUGGACGGCGGUGAACAGGAGGAGCUAGCCUGAAGCUAACAAGUCUUUCUAACACCUGUGGGCGCGUGGACCCUUUUCAUAGACGUUAAACAGGAAAAUUAGUGUGUCUAUCGCCUCCCGUGGAUCAGCUGAGGAAGACAUGAGGACACCAGGAAGGCCACGUUCUGCUCUGCGACUCGACGACUGUUUGUGAGCCGAGUCCCGUGAACAUCGCAGCUUGCGUUUCGUCCCCGGAAGUCGUUCAGAGGAGGACGGGUCAACCGCUUCCUGCUCGGUUUGCAUCCGCGAUGUCUUCAAGACUCGCCCCCGAGUCCCGGGACGAACUCUCGAGCGCGCCCGUUUAGUUAGAGCUGGAAUCCCGCUGCCUCGGGAGAGAGCGCGUCCUGCGUUGUACUGCUGUCACUGCGCCUGCAGCGGCAGUUAUGUUCACUGUCGGCCAGGACGUAUCGAGAACUUGUAGACGAGCCACUGGGACCAAAAGCACAUUUUCAACUCCAUCCCGCUGGAGCUGACGCUUCAGACGUCGCUGCUGCAGAAGAACCAGUGGAAAGCUGCCAGGAGGAGAACGGGAAGGUGGUGGUGGUGGUGGUGGGCGGGGGGUCUUCCUCCACUUGUGGCUGUUACUCCUAUCCUGCCUGUUGACCUCGCCCCAAAACGCAGCUCUCCAGACGUAACCACAGCUUCAUCGAGCGCCGCCAUGCCCACCAACCAGUCCUCCCCCUGGGACGGGGUGGAGCUCCGGCCGCGCUCCAACGCAGGUAGUCCCACAACCUCAGCCAGCGCGCGUGCCACCAGAGUGCCUUUUAGACCGACUCCUGGGAGAAAGGGCCGAGCCAAACCUCUCUCCCCCACCAGGCAGACCGCCGUGCCUGUGGUGGAGAGCGGGUACGCAAUUAAAACCACCGCAGUGCCAGAUGGGUCUCCACACCUGCCACGGACGCCUAACGGGGCGUCUCCCGUGUCCCAUGAGGACGGUCCGGCUGGAGUUGACGUCCAGCCGGCGGGUGCCAUGAGGAAACCGCUCCAGGCCUCGCCGCCCGGAGGCGACGCAGCAGUGGGCAGAAGUGUCGCCGCCACAGGCGACGCCCUGCUGGGAUUGGAGCUUUUUUCUUCUAUUUGUUACCGAGACCUGUUCGUCCAGAGGCAGCCAACGGACGGCUUAAUGCCUGAAGCCGCGGACCGUCCCCCCCCCUCCUCCUCGCCGUCGGUGCCUCCUCUGUGCCUUACUCUCCCUGAUCAUCUGGGGGCGCCACUGAGAACGGACGCCGAAGGCAGCGCCGUAGAGACGAGAAGCACAGCCAGAGAAACGACGGCCAAGGCGGCGGCGUGCAGCCGGGCCCAAAGCACACGCGUGUGGAUGACCGGUCAGCUGGAGGUACGAGGUCGUCCUCCGGCAGCGCUGGCGUCGACCACGAGCAGCAAGGCCCAAACUCUGGACCGGAACCAGCAGGCGCCGGAGAGCUCCUCGCCUACGCGCGGGAGAAGCGCUCUUCCCGAAGUCGGGCCGUUUCCAAACGCCCCCCCGCCGACGGUGCCCAGCGCCAAAGUCAGCGCCACAGCGCCGGGUGCCGCCGCAGCUGCGGCCCCCGGCCCCGCAGGAGCCCUGGUGGGCUCCGUGACCUCUCAGAUCUCUGCCAUCCAGCUCAUCGCCUCUUCCCCGCCCCCCUUCCCCUCCUCGCCGUCGGAGGCCCGGCUGGUCGGAGAGGCUCCGCUGUCUGGCUCAGUGAGUGUGAUGCAGGUGGAUGGAGUCGAGGAGGAGCUGCCCGAUGAGCUGGAGAAUGCAUGUAGUGAUGAUGAUGAUUCAGACUCUUUCUCCAUCAACGGCUCCUCAUCCACAGCGUCCAUCACUGCCUGUUCUGGUGUCGAGGGGCCGAUGUCACCGGGGGCCGAGGACGAGCGAGAGGAGCGACCCGCUUUGGUCCCCAGUCUGUUCCCCUUCGUCGCUCCAACGCUCUACUUCAGCACCGCCGACGAGAAAGUGGAACUGCUGCCCGCCGAGCAACGGCGACUCCUGAAAUGGAAGAUCAGCACGGUCACCCCGAACAUCGUAAAGCACACCAUCGGCAGGUCGCACUUCAAAGUCACCAAGAAAAGCCACGACUGGCUGGGCUGCUGGGGACACCACAUGAAGUCUCCCUGCUUCAAGGCCCUCGCAGAGCACCAGAAGUUGAACCACUUCCCGGGAACGUUUCAGAUUGGCAGGAAGGACCGGCUGUGGAGGAACCUGUCCAAGAUGCAGCUCCGCUUCGGCAAACAGGAGUUUAGCUUUUUCCCACGAACCUUCGUCCUGCCUCAGGACAUCAAGCUGCUCCGCAAGGCGUGGGAGGACGGCGGCUCCCGGCAGAAAUGGAUCAUCAAGCCGCCUGCAUCAGCCAGAGGAAUCGGAAUCCAGGUCAUCCACAAAUGGAGCCAGAUGCCCCGCAAGAGACCGCUGCUGGUCCAGAAGUACCUUCACAAGCCUUACCUCAUCAGCGGCAACAAGUUCGACCUGCGGAUCUACGUCUACGUGAGCUGCUACGACCCGCUCCGGAUUUACAUCUUCUCUGACGGACUGGUUCGAUUCGCCAGCUGCAAGUAUUCGUCUUCCAUGAAGACUCUGGGCAACAAGUUCAUGCAUCUGACCAACUACAGCGUCAACAAGAAGAACUCUGAGUACCAGAGCAACAGCGACGACAAGGCCUGCCAGGGACACAAAUGGGCUUUGAAGGCCUUGUGGCAGUAUCUUGGUUCUAAGGGAGUCAACACAAGUCGUAUCUGGGAGAAGAUUAAAGACAUUGUGAUCAAAACCAUCAUUGGGUCGGAGCCGUACGUCAACAACCUGCUGAAGAGCAACGUGAGGACGCCGUACAGCUGCCACGAGCUGUUUGGCUUCGACAUCAUGCUGGAUGAGAAGCUCAAACCCUGGAUCCUGGAGGUCAACAUAUCGCCAAGCCUCCAUUCCAACACAGCGCUGGAUGUUGCAGUUAAAGGUCAGAUGAUCAGAGACCUCCUGAACCUGGCGGGCUUCCGCAUUCCCCAAAAAGAGGAUGUGGUCGUGUCCUGCAGCAGCACCUCCAGCUCCACCAGCAGUUUGUGUGUGAGCAUCAGGGAGCGGACCAAGCCAGAGCCGUCUGCCGAUGAAAAGGUCAAGCGGGCCUUUUACCUCGGCCAACGCUACGCCGACCAGGACUUCCUGUCCACGGUGCUGGACGUCUUGACUCCGGAGGACGUCCGCGUGCUGGCGGCCAGCGAAGACGAGCGGACCCGCAUGGGUCAGUUUGAGCGGAUUUUCCCGUCGCCGGCGUCCUCCCGCUACCUCCGCUUCUUCGAGAGUCCGAGAUACUUCAACAUCCUGCUGGACCAGUGGGAGCAGAAGUUCUGCAGCAGCAGGUCCAAAGGUAUCAGCCUGCUGACGUCUCUCUGUGAGAAAGGAGUCCAUCUGGGAACCAGUGACCCUCUGCACAUGUGGUCCAAGAGUAGCUACAUCUCCAGGCUUGAUCCCCACAAACAAAACCUCCUCGGGCCCCCCAGUUCGAGGGUGGUGGUCACCCAUCAGCACCGCUCCCAUGACGACGAGGACGACGAGGAUGAGGACGGGUCGGCCUCCGUCUCCAGCACCGCUUCUCCCAGUCCUGGAUCCAGCGUGUCCAGCAGCGCCUGUUCCAGUCCUCAGCCCGGCCGCGCCCGGCGCCGCCUGCCCCGCCAGUCCGCCUCCCUCUGAGGCCCCUCCCCCUCCAUGGAUGACAAGUGGCCUGAGAACUCUGAGGAGCCCCCGUGGAAGGGUUGGGAUUGUGGUCAUCUGUCAGAAGUGGGAGCACUUUCAGGUCAUUAUGCAGGAAAUGGAGCCACUGUUUGUCCUUCAGGUCAACCUCUAUUCAAACACCAGACCAGUUCCUUCACUUACUGAAACUCGACACUCGAGAAACUUGAGAAACGUGCUGCAGAUCCGUGAGCUUCAUGUCCGCGUCAUUCGUCGAAGUUAACCAGCCGCUGAUGCUUGAACGACAGCAGGAGCCGCAGCAGCUGUUAGCGCUUACCUCUGAACAUUCUCAGCACGUGCAAUCGGAUGUUACCACAGCGUGAAAACGCAGCCGGGACCCUGAAUAAGACGUCGGAUCUGUCCGAGGUACCUGAAGACUGAACCUGGAUCAGUCGCUCUGAUUUUACAAUUGUGAUUCUCAUAAAAACCCAUUCAACUUUUUAAAAGGCUUUUGUUUCCCUGCGCGAGGAGUGGAUUUAGUACAGAGAAUGUUACAGAAUGUUUGAGUGUAUCACGCUAACACUGCGGGUGAAGCGUCGUGCACGUAGUUCCCUCAGGACUUCAGUCCACUGGGAGACACUUAACGGGGAAGAGAAACUACUUCAUCACAAAUGUUUGUGCUUUUCCUUUAAUCUGACAGGGAGAACAAGUCGUACGUGAGCAAAGUGAACACCUUUACUUCGUUUUACAUCCUCAUAAGUCUUAUUGCUGCAGUCAGAACAGAGUAGAAGCUCGAUUGUUUGCAGAGUUUUAUACUUGAGCAGACGUUUAAAAUCUUAAAGCAAGUUUCUACAAACGUAUCAUUCGUGGAGCAGAAGGAUGAUGAGAAUCGAUUUGGCUGAAAGCUUCUCGACUCUAAGCAGAAGAACCCGGACUGUUCAUGACUUCAUGCUCUAAUAAUCAUAUCUUAAUAUUUAUUCUAUCCUUCAGUUAACAUAAAUAACAGUUGAAGUGCAGAAACAUCCCAUAAUGAUAUAACGAGCCUGCGUUGAGGUAUAAAUUAGUUUAAACUUAUCAGGGGGACGUAGUUGCUAACUGGAGUCUUAUUGUUUGCAUUGACGAGUGAAGUGAAGCACAUACAAGUUGUUUGUUAACAUUAAGGCAAAGUCCAAAGUGGAAACAACACUUUUUAAAGGGCUGUAUUCAUUUUCCAGGAUGGCUAUUUUGAAAUUAAAGAAACUGGUACUGUUUCA